UCUGGUGAGCAAGGAGUUUGGAAUGUCUGUGACCGAUCAGCUGGCCACAGUUGGCCAAUGACGAAAGAGAGAGCUUACUUUGAAGCAACAACUCUGAGAAAGCACGGAGGUUUGUCUCCGGAUCAUGUUCCUCAAGUCUACCAUUUUGACAGAACCAUGGCUUUGAUCGGAAUGAGGUAUCUGGAGCCUCCUCACAUCAUCCUCAGCAAAGGACUCGUUGCUGGAAUCCAGUACCCUUUCCUCGCAGAACACAUGUCGGAUUACAUGGCCAAAACCCUCUUCUUCACUUCUCUCCUCUACCACAAUACCACAGAGCAUAGAAGAGCAGUAACCGAGUUUUGUGGUAAUGUGGAGUUAUGCCGGUUAACGGAGCAAGUAGUGUUCUCGGACCCAUAUAGGGUUUCUACGUUUAAUCGUUGGACUUCACCUUAUCUUGAUGAUGAUGCUAAAGCUGUGCGUGAAGAUAGUGCCUUGAAGCUCGAAAUC
This is a messenger RNA of Raphanus sativus (radish), 486 nucleotides long. Its product is annotated as methylthioribose kinase-like. The record is from RefSeq and is a predicted model, not a curated record. Lineage: Eukaryota; Viridiplantae; Streptophyta; Magnoliopsida; Brassicales; Brassicaceae. Gene Ontology annotation, molecular function: S-methyl-5-thioribose kinase activity.